CAUGUACAGUGCGUGCCUUAUUUACUAGCAAAAGAACAGGUCGUCUCUGAAGCUGGAGUUUGAAAUCAAAUACCUACUGGUUUAUCUUGUACAAGCUGUCAGUGUGGGUACGUCGGACGGUCGUGGUCUUUACCAACAUUAGGAUCCAUGGCUCUGACUCAUUUCUCCAGUAUAAUCACACUGUCCUUACACCUAAUCCUGUUGACAUCACAUUGCGAUGGGGGAAACAUAUUGGUGUUCCCUGUGGAUGGCAGCCACUGGAUUAAUAUGAAAAUACUACUGGAAGAACUUCAUUCCAGAGGACACAACAUCAGUGUGAUUAGGUCUUCUACCAGCUGGUACAUUCCAGAAAAAUCCCCCCUCUACACAUCCAUCACCAUUGAAAUGAAUGAAGGUUUAGAGAACUUUUUUGACAUAUAUCUACAAGAGCAAAUGAGGGCACAGCGAGAAGGGGCUUCACUUUUGACUUUCUUGAAGCUCACCAAGGAUUUCCUUUCUAUGAUUACUCAAGCCCAUUUGCUGUGGUGCAAUGCUACAAUUCAGAUUUUUCAGAAUCCGACUUUGGUCAAAAACCUAAAAGAUUCCCAAUAUGAUUUGGUUCUUGCUGAUCCAGCCAUGGGUCCAGGUCCUGUGUUAGCUAAAUAUCUUAAACUGCCUUUAGUCCUUAAUGUUCGCUGGAUUACAAGUGGAGAAGGUCACUUUAUUUUGGCACCUUCACCCCUCUCUUACAUCCCAGUGCCUGGAUCUGGCUUAACUGACAGAAUGGAUUUUAUCCAGAGGGUGAAAAACCUUUUUUUCUAUAUUAUAAUACAGUUCCAGGAAAAGUUUCUUGUGGGACCUAUCUAUUCUAAUUUGUGUAAUAAAUACAUUGAAGGUGGAUGUGACAUUGUCUCACUGCUUCAAGGUGCUGACGUUUGGUUGUUUAGGUCAGAUUUUGUGUUUGAGUUUCCUCGGCCAACAAUGCCAAAUGUUGUCUACAUUGGAGGGUUCCAGUGCAAACCUGCACAGCCUCUACCAGCGGACCUGGAGGAUUUUGUUCAGAGUGCUGGAGAACAUGGAGUCAUCAUCAUGACUCUGGGAACUUUGGUCAAUGCUUUACCCAAAGUGAUUGCAGAUGAAAUUGCCAGUGUUUUUGCCAAGAUGCCCCAAAAGGUGAUUUGGAGGCACAAAGGGGAGCAUCCCUCUACUUUGGGCAACAACACUCUAAUAGUGGACUGGAUGCCACAAAAGGACCUUCUCGGCCACCCGCAGAUCAAAGUCUUCGUCGCUCACGGAGGAACAAAUGGAGUCCAGGAAGCCAUUUACUAUGGAGUCCCUGUGCUUGGCAUACCCUUGUUCUUUGACCAAUAUGACAACCUUUUACGUUUGCAGGAAAGAGGAGCAGCAAAGAUUAUUCAACUAGCUGAUGUAAAUGGUCAAACGUUUGAGAAGACUAUUAAAGAACUGCUCCACAUAGUCAGCUACCGGGAAAACAUGCAAAGACUUUCAAGCUUGCACAGAGAUCAGCCGAUGCCACCCAUGGAUCAGGCUACUUACUGGGUAGAGUAUGUGAUGCGCCACAAAGGAGCCCCUCACUUACGCACAGAGGCUUAUGGGAUGCCUUGGUACUCAUACUAUUGUUUAGAUGUUCUAAUUUUCUUGGUGACAACUGUAACUUUGCCCCUCUUUUCUAUUUUUGUCAUUACAAAAUGUCUUUGUUGUACAAAGAAAAGGACAAAAACCAAACAGAAUUAAUUUGAGUCAACCUUGCUUAGAAAUAUAGGAACUGUCCAAAAUUGCUUUAUUUGGACAAAUGCAUUGUCUCUUUUACAAUGCCCCCCAGUGCCAAAAUUAAGAGCAUUUUCUAAAUAAAACAACAUCUAUCAAGAAAUUAUGAUCUCACUAAUUUAGUAGGAAUAAACUAGUAUUAAUGUUCUGCUUGUCACUGAUUCUCAUUACUUGUAAAAGUUUGAUUCCAAUUAUGAUUCACAGACGGCAGGAAACCCGACGGGAGUUCUUCUUUAGCUGAUGUUGUCUGGAGUACAGACAGUACCUGAUAGAAAGUCCUGACCCAAUUUUUGCACAUGUAAAAAAUAAUUUAAAAUGUGUUUGCCAUGUUGUACUUUUAUGAAUUGUUUGAAAAUUUGACUGAUGUGAAAAUGCCACUAGACAAUUCAGGGGAAUUAAAUUCUAAGUUGCUAGAUUUCUGACAGUUUCUCAACUUGUCAACAAUACUUUUAACACAAAGUGGUUUGAAUUUCUUGGCUAAAAGCUGUCUCUCAAGCUCUUUAAGUUUUUUUUAAAAAACAAUGCAAGUUAUAAAUGUACAGUCUACUUUAAAGGGUAUGUAUAAUUAUUUUGGUUACUUUUCCUUUCCAACUUGCUGUAUAGUAGAGUACUUGUAUACAUUUCUGUGAUUGAAAUCAGGAAAUGUGUUAAAGUGACACGAUUUGUGUGUGCUGUUUGUUCACUAUUGUUCUCUAGCAAAUCUUUAAGGCCUUUAUUUAACAGUUUGGUGUGUUUACUGAAAAUAAAUUACUCAGUUGUCCUUUUGCUUAUUAGGUAAUUUCUGAAAGCAGUUGGUUGCAUUGGAUUUCAAUCAGGAACAUAGGAUGGUGACUAAAUAGUAUUGCCAGCUACACUUUUCAGAUUCUGAUUGUGGUUUUGAUGUUAGAUGCAGGUCACUUUAAAAUGUUAACAUCUCUUCUGCUGUUGGUGAAUAAUUUACAUAUUAUUCUCCUAGUACAACAUUAUAUAUUGUAGUUUGAAGAAAAGCUCUCCAUAUAACCUAAUAACUUUAACAUCUGCAGCAGUUUACACAGAACAAGUCAGAGUAAGUGUAAGAAGAAGCAUACAGUCCUUAUCCGGUUUGUCCUAAUCUGCCUCAUUCAGCCUGUUCGCAGCUCACGUUCUUUUCCUGUCUCUGCCUUGUUUCAGAUGACUUGGAAAAUAUUUCUAUCAUUGUAGUCUAAUGAGAUCAUGUUUCUGUGUUGAAAGCUUUUCCCUUGAGAGCUAUAAAUGAAAAAAACUACACUCUCUUACUACUGUGUGAAUGUUGAAGGGAUAUAAUCACCAAACAAGAACUAUGUUAAAUGGGGGAAAAAAAAACAAAACAUGUACAACCUCUUGAUAGUAUUCACGCUUGUUUAACUUUGUCAUAUUCUAUAACGUUAAAGCUACAAUCUUGAGUGUACUUUACUUUACUUUAAAACUGUAUUCUUUUUUUUUUUUUUUUUAACAAUAAUCCACUGCCUUUUGUUUAGUCAUCAAAUAAUAUCUCAACAUUUCUGGCUGUACUCAGAAAACAAUAUGACAAAGUUAUGAAUCCUUUAACUUUUUCAUAUUAUGAAACAAUAAAAUUAAGAUGGAACAUUUAAAACUUUAUUACAUUCAGAAAGCCUGAACAUGUGACUGUUUUAAGUUUACCUAUAUUUAUGCUAACUUCAUUUUACAAUAAUACUCCUUUUAAAUAAGAAUUGUUUACAUAUUCUAUAUACAAGUUUGCAGUUCAUCUUUUUUCCAAUAAAUCAUGUAAUAGUAGAA
Molecule: messenger RNA, 3522 nt
Organism: Gambusia affinis (western mosquitofish)
Lineage: Eukaryota; Metazoa; Chordata; Actinopteri; Cyprinodontiformes; Poeciliidae
Product: UDP-glucuronosyltransferase 2A3-like
Exons: 4
Coding region: 148-1734 (528 amino acids)
Molecular function (GO): UDP-glycosyltransferase activity
Source: RefSeq, a predicted model, not a curated record